Rotaria socialis is the source of this 2175-nucleotide messenger RNA. Lineage: Eukaryota; Metazoa; Rotifera; Eurotatoria; Philodinida; Philodinidae. The record is from the annotation of a GenBank genome assembly.
AUGCCGAUUGACUGGUGUGCUCAUCCAGUAGCCCAUCUUAGUACUACGAAACUCGGCUGCAGACCGAGUCAUCCAAAAGGAGACCGCAGACUUCAUGCCGAAUUAACAAGACAUAUCAGCGAAACAUAUGGGAUGAUCGAUGAAACAGGUCAGUUUCUCACUGGUUAUCGUCUUUGUCGUACCUGUUAUGAGAAAGAGUAUGCAAUAUACAAUGCUACGAAAUCUCAUCAACAGAAUAUGGGAGAAGAUGGGGGUGAAGUGAUGGAUGUUGAUGAUGAAAAUACAGAAAAUCAGCGGCAACUGCAUUCAACAACGAACGAUUUAUCUAUGGCUGAUUAUCAAAUGAAUGAAAAAUUGGAAUCAUCGACACCUGAAUCUUUCACAGGAAGUGAGGAUAGUGAUGAUAGUGAACAUGGAUACCGACAACAACAAGCAAAGCAUAUCUUAAACAAAGUUUUUCAAGCAUUAAGCAUUACACCAAUUCUUGAUACACGGAAUACCGGUGCAUUAAAGCGGGAUGUUACAAGAGCGAUUCAAGGCAUUAGAAAAUUAGCCGAUGAACUAUGUCAUGUACCUAGUACCAAGACAUUAAAGUCCAACGUGACAUUACUCACAACAGAAGAAAAUGUAUCAUUAAUCGAUGGUCUGAAGCGUCUGUUUGAUUCCAGUGAUUAUGAUGAUCAAGUGCGCCUUCUCACAUUAUCUCCGCCUACCUGGGGUCGAGUACAAAUCGAAAACUUCUUUUUUUGCAAUGAAUGGCAGUCGCGUCGAGCAUUAGAAAUACGAGGCUCAUUCGGAAUUCUAGCAACACCAACGAACUUUAGUGGAAACCCUAGAAUUAAUCCUCUUUUGGUUGACGAAAUACAAGCCUUCUAUCAAGAAGACAUUAUUAGUCGACAAACAUCAAACAAGAAAGACGUGAUCCAUGUGAAAAAGCAACCGAUUCCAGUCCGAUUUAUGAAUUUCACAGUGGGACAAGCUUAUGCUGUCUUCUUAAAAAAGCUGAAAGACAGAGAUUCAUUAGAAUCAGUUUCCAGGGGAAUGUUUUACUCUCUGAAGCCAAAGUGUGUCAAGAUUUUGAAACCUCACGAUGUAUGCGCCUGCAUUUAUCACGAGAAUUUCGAUUUCUUAAUUCAGGGAUGGAAUAAAAUGGGUUUGACAAAGAUCGAAAGCAAAAUGUUGAUAUCCGAUUUGGUCUGUCACUCACCAACCGAGGAAUGUUUUUUCAAUGAAUGCAGACAAUGUCGAGACAAUCAACCAAGUGAAUAUCUCAAACAUUUUCUGAACAACCAAAUUAGUUUAUUCGAUGAUUGCUCAUGGAUGAUAUGGCGAAAAUCUGUAUCAUCGACUGAGAAAAGUAAUGGCGAAAAUUCCAAUGCUGAUAAAAAAAUUUUAUUGCAAAAAAAUAUCGGAUCGGUUGAAGAUCUACUAGAAGAAUUUGACUGUCAGUGGAAAACUUACGUUAAACAUUCUUACAUUACAAGUCAACAGUCUAGCUACAUCAAAAUGAUCAAAGACCAAGCCGAUGAACAUGAAACUAUCGUCGUUCAUAUGGAUUUUGCUGAAAACCACACUCUACUAGCUCAAAAUGAAAUUAUGCAAGCUCAUUGGACGAAUCAACAAGCGACGCUUUUCACUGUCCAUAUCAAAACCGCGAAAGAAAAACACCAUAGCUUGAUAAUCAUAAGUGAUUAUCUUGCACAUGAUGUCGAAUUCGUGCAUACUGCUCAAAGCAUCAUCAGUGACUAUGUACAAAGCAUUUAUCCAACAGUAAAACGAUUGAAUUACGUCUCGGACGGUGCUCCGCAACACUUCAAAAAUAACAAAAGCAUAUUGAAUUUAACAUGCCAUCAAGUAGAUUUUGGUAUUCCUGCAUCGUGGUCUUUUAGUGCCACUGCACAUGGAAAGGGUGCUGUAGAUGGCAUUGGUGCCGCCGUCAAGUAUCGGGCAACAAGAAGGGUUUUGAGUGGAACCACUUCUGAUGCUAUAUUAACACCUGAAGAUCUAUAUAAAUUUACUCAGAGUGAUAGCUCGAUGAAUGUUUUCUACAUGAACCAAAAGCGAAUCAAAACCAUUGCGAGAAAUAUCAGUUACUCAACCGAUGGAACCGUGAUAAACCAGAAGGGUGGAUUAAUCAAAUUCGAAGCCAGCACCAAUUCGAUCCUGUGGGGAUAA